Messenger RNA from Ostreobium quekettii, 327 nucleotides. Lineage: Eukaryota; Viridiplantae; Chlorophyta; Ulvophyceae; Bryopsidales; Ostreobiaceae. The record is from the annotation of a GenBank genome assembly.
AUGGAGCUGAGGAACAGUGGCGCUAUGCGACUGCCUGACUUGUCAGUACUUGAGAGAGCCUUGACUUGGUGCAAGGGCAUGUCAGUUGUCUGUGUGUGGUGGCUAGCAUCACUGGUGCACCUUAAGAUAAUGCACCUGAAGGAGCGGCCAUCGAUCACAGACGGCGGCAUGAGGCGCCUGCUUGCAGUGCCCCUGUUAGCAAAGCUGGAUCUGAACAUGCGCACAAAGGUGACCGACGAGGGCGUGGCACUGAUCGCAUGUCUGACUUGCCUGGCUGAUCUAGACCUGGGCGUUUGUCCAAAGAUUGCAGGGGAGUGGCGGGAGUGA